AUGGCGACAAACCUGGGCGCUACCUUUGUCCCCGGCGGAGGGGAUGAUUACUACAUGCCGGAAGUAAUUGCUCCGGCACCUCAGAGCGGGCCUCAGAUUGGUCCGGCGCGUUCAGCCCAGGCUAAGAAGAGGGGAGGGGUUAUGCCAGAAGUCCCUCAGAACAUGCAAUCAGAUCUUCAACGACUAGAACAACAUUCUGCUGAUCUAGGCGCGACCGGAAACCAAACCCAAGGCAACGCUGCCUCCAGAAAGACAGGUGCGCACCACCAGAGAGACCCCUCGCUUUCGACCUAUCUGAACACUCAGGUAACAGCAGGUGGAGGUUCAGGUGGCAGUGACGGUGGCAGUGCAACAGCUCCGUCGGUGCCCCAUAUAAACGAGCCCGACGGCAUCGAGUUCAAGCCCUUCGAAGACAGCGACAAGAAGACGUACGACAAGAUGUCUUCUCACGACGCCCCCAGCUUCUCGCCCUUCCCCAAGGUCAAAGGCGAGAACAUACCGCUGAGCGAUGAGGAGAAGGAAGAGAUACUAUACAAUGCGCGGUCGCACGUUCUGCACUCCAACAAUGUCUCGAUGCAAUUGUCGUGGGCGCGCGACUCACUAGCAUGGGUUGAGAUCAUGGCCGAAUCCUGGCAACGCGAAAAUGCCGGCGCCGAGAGGCCCAGGACCCCCAAGGUCGAGCACGAGCUGAGGGAAGAUGCAAUCAACAUUGUCCACUACCUGGCAGAACAAGGCCACCCGGAGGCCUUGUUUAUGCGCUCCAAAUGGCUCGAGUUUGGCAAGUUCGGCCAACGCGCCGACAAGAAGGAGGCUUACCUGGGUUACCGCAAGGCUGCCGAGCAGGGAUGGGGCCGUGCCGAGUACCGCAUGGGAAUGCUGUACGAGAACUCCAACGAUAUGGAAAAGGCAAAGAAGCACUACAUUCUGGGUAUGGAACAGCGCGAUUCGGCUGCGUCUUAUCGACUCGGCAUGAUGAGCCUGCUUGGUCAGCACGGGUAUCCAAAGGACUACAAGUACGGCCUGGAGCUGAUCCAGGUCGCAGCCGACAGCGCUGAUGAGGAUGCGCCACAGGGUGCCUAUGUCUACGGCAUGUUGAUCUCCAAAGAUCUUCCCGAUCUCGACAUCCCCGAGAACAUCCUUCCCACAAACUUGGGUCUUGCACGUCAGUACAUCGAAAAGGCGGCCUUCCUGGGAUUCGCAAAGGCACAGUCCAAAAUGGGCCAGGCCUAUGAGCUUUGCCAGCUAGGCUGCGAUUUCAACCCGGCCUAUUCAUUACACUACUACGGCCUUGCCGCGAGACAGGGGCAGCCCGAGGCGUCGUUGGGAGUCAGCCGUUGGUUCCUUUUUGGCUACGAGGGGGUAUUUAGUAAAAACGAGCAGCUUGCCUUCAAGUAUGCAAAGUCUGCAGCAGACACCGGACUGGCCACGGCCGAAUUCGCAAUGGGAUAUUACCAUGAAAUCGGCAUCCACGUCCCCAAAGAUAUCCGCGAAGCCCGCAACUGGUACGAGAAGGCUGCCGAUCACGGCAACAAGGAUGCGGAACAGCGGCUCGAGUCGCUCCGCCAAUCCAAGACUCUGACCAAGGAAGACCAUGAAACGACUACCCUCACACGAAUCAAGUCUCAGCACGGUUCUCAGCGCGGUAAAAGACCCGACAGGUUCAAGCAGAGGGACAAUGGAGCCAUGCCAACCGUGGCCGAGUCAAGGUCUGGGCCCGGCACCCCCAUUGAGGGCACAAUGCCGGUCUCGGGUCGUGGGCCCAGCCCAGGCCACUCACCUAUCGGCAACGGAUUUGAAGGCUAUGAUAACAGGGGCCGGCAGCCGGCUUUUGGUGUAAAUGUUGGCCAACCACAACGCGCAAGGUCAACCGCUCCUUAUCCCGAGGACGACAGGCCUGCGCCGCUCAACAUGUCGGCUCGAGCGAGAUCUACCGCACCAUACCCGGAGGAUGAUCGGCAAGCGCUUUACAACAAACUUCCAGUAUCUCCGCACUACAAUCCCGACAUCCGCGGCACGGGGGCAAGUGCCCCCUUGGCAGAGCGACCCAACUCGGCCUUUGGCAUCAGGGCGGAUCCGUAUCAGGCUGGUGGAUAUAGACAGUCGCAAGCUGGGGGUCCUGGCCUUGCUCCGAUACCACCAGCAGGCACUCAAGGGCGGGGACGCGUCGUGUCGGCCGGUCCUGGAUGGGAUCAACAGACGCAUGGUGGAUACCGGCAAUCUAACACAAGCCCUGCGGGAUACGGACCUGAUCCCUAUACUCAAGGCCCACCGCAAAUGAGCGGAGCUGGAGGCCCGUUGUCCCCGCCGAUGGGUGAUCCUUCGAGAAAUCGCCUCACCAAGCAGCCUCCUGGCCCAACUCAGCCUGCAUACUCACCCCAGGGCUCACCCGGCUACCCUCCUCCAAUGGUAAGUGCGGCAGUUCCUGGUCGCGACUAUGGUCCGAGAACCUCAUCGCGCCCCACCUCUGAUGCAUACGAUAUGAGGGAUAUGAGGCAGAACAUGCCCCCAGCGGCCGGCCGGCCAGUAUCGGCAAGGCCGGACCGCUACGAUUCACUACCGCCGCAACAAGGUGGCGGAUAUGCGGGUGGUCGGCCGCCACAGCAACUCAAGGAUAGGCCAAGCCACAUGAACCCUAUGGACCCCGGCAGGCAGAGCGCACCGCCUGGCCAAUAUGGCGGCGGCGGGAGGCCCAGUCCCGCCCCGAGCUCGGUCCCAAGCUUUUCCAGUGGACAGUCGGCCCCUCCCGGCAGGAAGCCUGUCGGCGGGGGCGCUGGGGACGGUGGUGGUGCUGCUGCCAGCAAGCCGGCGCCUCAGGGCCCGGCAACUUUCGAAGAGAUGGGUAUUCCCCAGGGUAAGAACGAUGGUGACUGCGUUGUAAUGUGA
Molecule: messenger RNA, 2883 nt
Organism: Pyricularia pennisetigena
Lineage: Eukaryota; Fungi; Ascomycota; Sordariomycetes; Magnaporthales; Pyriculariaceae
Exons: 4
Coding region: 1-2883 (960 amino acids)
Molecular function (GO): protein binding
Source: RefSeq, a predicted model, not a curated record